Eublepharis macularius is the source of this 4037-nucleotide messenger RNA. RefSeq names its product sirtuin 1 (gene SIRT1). Bases 123 to 2420 code for a protein of 765 amino acids. The record is from RefSeq and is a predicted model, not a curated record. Lineage: Eukaryota; Metazoa; Chordata; Lepidosauria; Squamata; Eublepharidae. The transcript is spliced from 9 exons. Gene Ontology annotation, molecular function: NAD+ binding.
GGUGGCGGCGAGGUCACGUGCCCCGUUUAAAUCUCUCCCCGAGGUGGGGGAGGGGGCCUGUCUCCCGCGGAGGCGCCGCUGCUGGCUGCGGAGGGGGAGGGAGCGGCUGCUCCUGCUCCAAGAUGGCGGACGAGGAGACGCCACUCCUCCAGCCCUGGAGCGGGGGCCGCGGCGCCAGCGGCGUCGCGGUGGACGCCUCGAAGAGCCCCGAGCCGCCUCUCAAGCGCCAGCGACGGGCCUCGCCUGAUGGCGACGGGCCGGGCCGGGUGUUAGAGAAGGGACCCGGCCGAGAGGCACAGGCGGCUCCCCUCCCGGAAAGCCAGGCCUGGCCAGAGGGGAAGGGCGGCGGCGGCGACGACGACUACACCGAGGCGGCGGCGACCGGAGGAGAAGGGUGGAGCGGCGCCGGCAACGCGUUGAGGCGGUGGGGCCCGGCCCGAGAAGAGCCGCCGCCUUCGCCGCAGCAACUGCAGCAGCCGCCGCCACGGCGGUGGCCGAGCCAAGGGGAGGGAACGGAGGCGGUGCCCGCCGGAGACGCAGCGGAGACUGCCAUUGGCUGUGGGCCGGCGCAGUGUUCAAACGGGGAUGCUGAGGCGGCGACGGCUCCGCAAGCUGACAACAUACUUCUUAGUGAUGAAAUUAUUGCAAAUGGUUUCCAUUCCUGUGAGAGUGAUGAAGAUGACAGAGCCUCUCAUGCAAGCUCUAGUGACUGGACUCCAAGGCCACGUAUAGGGCCCUACACUUUUGUCCAACAACAUCUCAUGAUAGGCACAGAUCCACGUGCAAUUCUAAAAGACUUGUUGCCAGAAACUAUUCCUCCCCCUGAACUGGAUGAUAUGACAUUGUGGCAAAUAGUUAUUAACAUUCUUUCUGAACCACCUAAAAGAAAAAAGCGGAAAGACAUUAAUACUAUAGAGGAUGCUGUGAAACUCCUACAAGAAUGCAAAAAAAUAAUUGUUUUAACUGGAGCUGGGGUGUCUGUUUCUUGUGGAAUUCCUGACUUUCGAUCAAGAGAUGGUAUCUAUGCACGCCUUGCAGUUGAUUUCCCAGAUCUUCCAGAUCCUCAAGCCAUGUUCGACAUUGAAUACUUUAGAAAAGAUCCAAGGCCGUUUUUUAAGUUUGCAAAGGAAAUAUAUCCUGGACAGUUUCAGCCAUCUCUCUGUCAUAAAUUUAUAGCUCUGAUGGACAAAGAAAGAAAACUGCUUCGAAAUUAUACUCAGAACAUAGAUACACUGGAACAAGUUGCAGGAAUUCAAAGGAUAAUCCAAUGUCAUGGUUCCUUUGCAACAGCUUCUUGCCUAAUCUGUAAAUACAAGGUUGAUUGUGAAGUUGUCCGUGGAGAUAUUUUUAAUCAGAUUGUUCCUAGGUGCCCCAGGUGUCCACCUGAUGAACCCCUUGCCAUCAUGAAGCCAGAAAUAGUGUUCUUUGGCGAAAAUCUACCAGAGCAGUUCCAUAGGGCCAUGAAAUAUGAUAAAGAUGAGGUUGAUCUUCUUAUUGUUAUUGGGUCUUCACUUAAAGUAAGACCAGUAGCACUGAUUCCAAGUUCCAUCCCUCAUGAAGUGCCUCAGAUUCUAAUUAAUAGGGAACCAUUGCCUCAUCUACACUUCGAUGUGGAGCUUCUUGGUGACUGCGAUGUGAUUAUCAAUGAAUUAUGUCAUAGGUUAGGUGGUGAAUAUACAAAACUUUGUAACAGCCUAGUCAAACUUUCAGAAAUAACAGAGAAACCUCCACGAGUGCACAAGGAAUUUGAAAUACACUCAAUUGAAUUACCACCAACUCCUCUAAACAUUUCUGAAUAUUCUAGUUCACCUGAAAGAAUUGCACCCCAAGACUCUCCAGUGGUACAUUCAGAUCAUUCUUCUGAAUAUAAAGCAGGAAAUUCUGAUGGUGCCUUGGUAUCUAAAGAGAACUGUGUAGAAGGGAAAACAUAUGAAGUUCAAAAUUCUUUAGAAAACGCUGAAAGUCUUACUGAUCAGUUAGAAAGCCCAGAACACAUGAAAGAAAAAGGAUCUAACCAAGGCGAAAACAAAGAGAGACUUCUAUUUGUUGAAACACUGAGAAAAAGAUGUGCAAAAGAACAGAUUAGCAAGCGACUUGAUGGUACUCAAUACUUGUUUUUACCCCCAAAUCGCUAUAUCUUCCAUGGUGCUGAGGUAUACUCAGACUCUGAAGAUGAUGUCAUAUCCUCCAGCUCUUGUGGAAGUAGCAGUGAUAGUGGGUCCUGUCAUAGUCCAAGCUUAGACAUAGAAGAUGAAAGUGAAAUUGAAGAAUUCUAUAAUGGCAUAGAAGAUGAUGAUGUUCCUGAUAGAGAAGAGGAGAAUGGCUUUGGGGAAGAUGGAGCUGACCUUCAAGAAGCUGUUGAUGAGUCAGCUUCUGUAAAUGAGGCUAUAGGACUUGAUCAUCCAACAGACAAGCUGUGAAGUAAUUACUGGUUCCAGGAACUUUCCCACCAGCAUUAGAAAUUUUGGCAUGUCAGAAUGAAUGUGUAUUGAAUUUAGAGCAAAGAAUAAGGAUGUAAUGUUUAUACACAACUAGAGUAGAUUUUCAUGCAUAGUUUUCUAACUUUUCAGAUCAAAUUCUAUAAAGGCACACUCAACACCAACUGAUCUUAUGUUUUGAAUUUUGAAGAAGGUACUAAGUAUCUUUUACUGUCACUGCAUUCACAUUAAGUUAAUCUGCGUGAUCUGUGUGUAUAUAUACAGUAUUUUUGCUUAACAAAUUUCAGCCUAUUAUUUUUAAACAGUUUGAAAAAGCCAUUGGAAUGUUAAUGUAAUAUAAAGGGAACAGCUAAUCUAGACCAAAGAAUGGUAUCUUCCACACCUCUCUUGCUUUGUUAUACUUUGGUUUAUUUAAAGUCUGCUUGUAUUUCUCUUAAUUCUCUUCCUGCAUAAUCUGUUCAACACUGGUAUUUCCCCAGAAUUUCUAUGGCAGCUAUGUUUGUUUUAACAUUACUCUUCAUAUUGAGAUGCAUGUGAGCACACUGCAAGAUACUUAGACAUCAUUGCAAGCAUCUCAUAAAUCUUUUGUAGAUUACUAGAAAGUGCUUUAAAAAACUUCCUGUGGAUAUGUGCUAGUGCCUGUGGCUUGCACAACUGUAGCAAGAAAGUGUUAAAUGAUGUCAUCAGCAACUGCUCUUGUUGCAGGAAGUCAGUAUAUAAAAAAGCUUAAUGUAAAAGGUUCUUUGUAUACACUGCCAAGAUGUGAAUAUGCAAAUGUACUGAAAGUAUAUAUAAAGGGAAGUUAAUGCUACCCAAAUACAAUACUUUAGUAAGGAGUUACUUAGGCUUCCAAGGAGUUACUUAGGCUUCCAGUGUAAUGCAUAAAUAGCAGUUUAAGCGUGAUUUCAAACGUGCUGCCCGAGGGCUUACGACUUUGGUUUGGAAACCCUUUGGAAACCCUCUAAUACCACUUGUUGGUACAGUUCUUUUUAAGCAGCUACUGAAAUUUGUCCCUAUACUGCCUCAAGGCUGCCUUUACAUAGAUAUCGCAGAUGUUUCCAGCAUAGUUUUGAAUUUGUUUUGAAACCACUUUUAACAGUGUCCCAAAAGAGCUCAACCAGUCGUCAUUGCAGUGCAUUGCUUUAAUAUUUAUUCCAUUUUGAAAUAUGUACAGUAGCUGUCCUUUUAAGCAAUUAAUACAUCUGUUUUGUAGCACAGCAUAACAAACUGUUAAGAAUGGCCUUCUGUGUUCAUCUAAAAAAUGUUGGCAUGUUUUCUAGUGGCCCAGGUUCUAAAUGUCAGAACUUAGGCUACACUAAAGAAUGCAAUAUGUUUAGCUUUGCUUGCAUGUCAAAAUGUAUUUGUGCUAUAGGAGAUAUUUUAAAUGGAAAGAUUUUGUUUUUAAAUUAUUUUUACAGUGUGGAUUGUUUUCUGCUUUUAUAUUGUAUAUAGUGUCUUUUAUGUAACCAACUGGCAAAUGUUUUGUAGAAGAUGGUUUAAAAAUGACUGGCUCUCUUCCUGCAACUUUUGAAAUAUAAAACCAGUGUUUUAUACUUGUAUAGUUUGUUUUAAUGUCUAUUAAAUUGUCAUUUAACUUUU